UUACCUCUGCGAUGUCGACGACGAUCAAGGAAGUGGGCCACAUGGACCUGCAGGAGCGCGUCUCCUACAUCCAGUCGGCGACGCACGACAAGGAUGUCGACGGCGACUACGCCGACGCCAAGACGCCCGGUGACCUCGAAGACGGCGCGCUCGUCGCUGGCGGUGCGCUCUCGCUCGUCUCGCGCGAGGCCCUCGCGCUCUUCUCGCAGUACUUUGCCAUCGGUAUCAUUUACGGCAUGUUGCCCGGCAUGAACUACCCCGUGUUCCAAAUCUACCUUCGCAUGGAGGGCUACCAAACCGCUGCCUACGGUGUCCUCGUCACGCUCGGCUGGUCGUUCAAGGUCUUCUUCGGUAUGCUCUCGGACUGCGUCCCGAUCAUGGGCUACCGCCGCAAGCCGUGGAUGAUUCUUGGCUGGACGAUCGCGACCGUCUGCCUCUGCGUCAUGACGUUCACGCCGUUCCCGGCGCCGUACUGCGAUGCGCGCAAGAUCCCUUGCCCGAAGAAGGUGCCGACCGGCGCCAACAUGACGGCGGCCCUCAAGCAGUGGUACAACUUUGACGCGCCGGACGCUGGCAGUCUCUUCAUUGUGCUCUCGGUCAUCUGUGGCUUUGGCUACGUCAUGGCCGACUGCGCCGCCGACGCCAUGGUCGUCCAGUACGCCCAGCGUGAGCCCGUGGCCAUUCGCGGCCGCACCCAGACCGCCAUCUACACGCUCCGCUACAUCGGCUCGACGGUCGCCCAGGUGUGCAUUGCCUUCCUUCUCAACGGCGCCGAGUACGGCGGCUCGUUCAACUACUCGGUGUCGCCCAACGUCAUUUACGCCAUCCUCUUGAUCCCGUGCGUCCUCAUCAUGCUCAGCACGAUCUUCCUUCUCGUCGAAGUCAAGACCGAGCGCACGCCGUUCGGCGCCUACAUCUCCAACUUCUGGGGUCUCCUCCAGAAGCGCGUCAUGUGGCAGAUCUGCGCCUUCAAGUUCAUCAACCAAAUGUUUGCUGGUAUUGGUGCGACGCCCGGUAACCCGAUGGCGUCGGUCUGGGCCGAGGUCGAGCCGCUCAACGAUGCGCUCUCGGGUGUCUUGAGCUACCUCAUCAUGACGCUUGUCAUGGCAUCUGUCGGCAAGUGGGGUCUCCACUGGAACUGGCGCUGGGUCAUCGCCCUCGGCACGAUCGGCAUCGUCCUUAUCGACGGUCUCGUCAUCUUCAUCACGAUCUGGGAUAUUUUCCGCAACCAGUGGUUCUUCACGGGCCACGUUUAG
Saprolegnia diclina VS20 is the source of this 1256-nucleotide messenger RNA. RefSeq lists its product as hypothetical. NCBI's taxonomy places the organism in Eukaryota, Oomycota, Saprolegniomycetes, Saprolegniales, Saprolegniaceae. The record is from RefSeq and is a predicted model, not a curated record. The transcript has 2 exons. The coding region runs from base 12 to 1256 and encodes 414 amino acids.